AUGGCCACCGCCCAAGCCUCCUCUACCCCAGCCUCUGCCACCGGCCCCGACGCCGCAGCAUCCUCAUCCGCACCACACUCUGCCGCCGGCGAAGCCGCCGCCUCGUCUGACGGCGCGGCCAACAGCGCAGCCUCGUCUGUCAAGGAUGGCGGUGCUGCCGCCCCGGCCUCCAAGGCCGCCUCGCCCUCCCCUGCACAGAUGGCCAUGCCCAUUCGCGACAAGGAGUCUUACAACAGACUCGAGAUCGACCGCUUCAUCACAAGGGACUGGCUCCACUCCGCCGCGUUGGACAACUCCCAGGACCUCAUGAAGAAGAUCUUCCACCACCAGCUAGCCAAGAGUAAGGAAUACAUGGCCGUGCGGAGGGACUACAAGCAAUGGUUCCCGACUACCAGGCUCUACGGAGAGGGCUACCAGGGCUACGGUAACGGCUUCACCGAGACUGGAGGCCCUUCGAGGAUCGUCUACCCCCAGAUGAAGCCACGCCCCGGGAGGAGGGCCACCCAGCCUGUAAAAUACAGCCGGAAGGACAUGAAGCUACAAGCAGAGCAACACGAAGAGCUUGUACCUGUGCGGCUCGACGUCGAUUGGGACAAGGUCAAGCUGCGCGACACCUUCACCUGGAACCUACACGAGCGCGUCGUCCCCAUCGAGGUCUUUGCCGCUCAUCUCAUCGAAGACAUGGGCCUUAAGGCCCCCCUCGCGCAGCCCGUCUACGAUCAGGUCCUCCAGCAAAUACAAGAACAGCUCAACGAUUUCUACCCCAUAGUCUUCUCCGAAGAGGAUGCCCUCGACCCCGAGCUGCCGUAUUCGGCCUACAAGAACGACGAGAUGAGGAUAUUGGUCAAGCUCAACAUCACCAUCGGCCAGCAUACGUUGGUAGAUCAGUUCGAGUGGGAGAUCAACAACCCCAACAACUCUCCCGAGGAGUUCGCGGCGAGCAUGUCACGCGACCUAGCAUUGUCCGGCGAGUUCACGACGGCGAUAGCGCACUGCAUCAGGGAACAAACGCAUCUUUUCACCCGUAGUCUGUACAGCAUCGGCCAUCCCUUCGACGGCCGCCCCAUCGAGGAUCCCGAUCUCGUCACCGCCUUCCUCCCUUCACCCCUACCUACCGUCUUCCGGCCCCAGCAGCAGGCUAAGGAGUACGCGCCAUACCUAUACGAGCUCAGCGAUGCGGACCUGGAGAGGAACGAGGUCAUAUUCUCCCGAGAACAGAGGCGCCAGAAGCGGUCGGUCAAUCGGCGCGGCGGCCCACAACUGCCCGAUCUCAAGGAGCGGCAACGCACUAUCAGGACGCUUGUCGUAUCCUCGGUGCUGCCCGGCGCCGCCCUGGACGAGGACGAGAGCAGGCUAUACAAGCGCGCCGCCGGCACCGCCGGCCCAGGCAGGAAACGCGCCGCGCGCGACGGCGACCUCUCGGAGUCGGAAGAUAGCGACGACUCGACGCCCGACUCGCCAGCCAUGUCGCAGCUCCAGGGUACCGCACGCACGAGGGGUAUGCGCGGCGCCGCAUCGGCCGCCCAGCAGCGCAUGGCCAACCUCGGCCGCUCCGAGACGCCCGAGGCGGGCACCAUACACCACCACGAGACGCGGACGAACCGACGGGUCACGCGCGACCUGCGCGACUCGACCGAGGAGCCAGACAAGCUUAUUGUCGUGCUGCGGCUGCCCAAGGAGAAGCUUAAGAAGAUCACGAGCCAGGUCAGGUCAAAGCACUCGACGCCCUCGGGCAUGCCCACGCCCGUCGUCCAGCACCAGCGCGCCCCGAGUGCGGCGGCUACCGGCUCCAUGGGCCCUCCCUCCACACCCUCCGCCCUGAACCAGGGUUUGCCUUCCAAGUCCUCAACCCCGUCCUCCGUCCCCGCGGCGAGCCAGCUUGGCCGCGUCCCUGCUCCUCCACCCGCGCCACCAGGCCAAAGUGCACCUCCACCGCCCCCACCUCCGCAAUGGCUCACCGACGCCCUGGCCGCCCUCUCGCAGGCCUGGCCCAACGACUCGUUCGAGCCGGUCAUGCGCUACUGCGCCAUCAACGCCAAGACGGACCAGCCUCUGCCCGCGCCGGCCCCGGGCGCCCCGAUCCCCGAGGAUAUGACCUUUGUCUACCUGCCGCGCAUCCGCUGCCUCGACUGCCCGGGCAAGCUGUACACGCCCGGCCCGGAGAUGGGCGUCGGUAACUUCGAGGUCCAUCUCAAGAACAGGCAGCACCGCGAGAAGGCCCACAAGGACGGAUGCGGCGGGAGUCGGGAGGAGGGCGAGAAUGGGGAGGAGCGCCACUGCAAGCUUGUCGUUGUGCUGCGGCUGCCGAAGGAGAAGCUCAGGGCGAUUACGAGCCAGGUUAGGUCCAAGCACAUCCACGGGGAUGUAUACGGCGGGGAGGAGGACGAUACGGACGACGAGACCACUGAGGAUGACGACGAGAGCGAGGACGACGGGUCAGAUGGGGACUACGUGGAAGACGAGGGCUACGCGGGCGAUGAGGACUCCAUGCACAUAGACGAUGACGGCUUCAUAGACGACGAGGGCUUUGCGGACGAGGAGGACGAGGAGAAAGUUGUGUUUGUGAAGGAGCUUGUGGCGGUGGAGGACGAGGACGUCGAACACGACUGA
Thyridium curvatum is the source of this 2610-nucleotide messenger RNA. RefSeq lists its product as uncharacterized. Lineage: Eukaryota; Fungi; Ascomycota; Sordariomycetes; Thyridiales; Thyridiaceae. Gene Ontology annotation, molecular function: transcription coregulator activity. The transcript has 3 exons. The record is from RefSeq and is a predicted model, not a curated record. The coding region runs from base 1 to 2610 and encodes 869 amino acids. Gene Ontology annotation, biological process: chromatin remodeling; regulation of transcription by RNA polymerase II. Gene Ontology annotation, cellular component: nuclear chromosome; nucleus; SWI/SNF complex.